Molecule: messenger RNA, 1629 nt
Organism: Epithele typhae
Lineage: Eukaryota; Fungi; Basidiomycota; Agaricomycetes; Polyporales; Epitheliaceae
Product: cytochrome P450
Exons: 12
Coding region: 1-1629 (542 amino acids)
Molecular function (GO): oxidoreductase activity, acting on paired donors, with incorporation or reduction of molecular oxygen; monooxygenase activity; heme binding
Source: RefSeq, a predicted model, not a curated record
AUGCUGUCGCUGGCGGUGUAUGUCUCUCUUGCCGUGGCGCUCUACGCCGCUUUGCGCUUCAUGCUGCGGUUCUUGCGGCCACCCUUCGCGAAUAUUAAUGGCCCUCCGCCGCAAUCGUUCAUGGCUGGAAACAUGAGGCAGCUCUUCCAGCCUCGCGCGUGGGACUUCCACAAACACCUCAUCGACACGUACGGGCCCGUAGCACGCCUUUACGGCCUCGCUGGCCGCCCAUUCCUUCACGUGUGCGACUUGAAAGCGAUGCACAGCGUGCUCGUCAAGGACCAGGAAAUCUUCCUUCGUGGUUCGGAAACUCGCUCAGUCGUCAAUUUGAUUGUUGGCCCUGGGCUCCUUCAAACUGUGGGCCCACAGCACAGGCGUCAGCGCAAGCUGCUCAUCCCCGUCUUCUCGGGUGCGCACAUGCGCGACCUGACGCCCAUGUUCCUCGAAGUCACCGGCCGGCUCAGAUCAGCUCUGGAGAGCCGCAUCCGCGACGGCGCCGUUUCGUUCGAUGUGAACAGCUGGCUUGCACGGACCGCGCUCGAACUCGUCGGACAGGGCGCCCUCGGGACCUCUCUUGACCCGCUCACCAGGGACAGCUCGAACGCGUGGGCGGACGCGAUCAAGGGCCUCGCCGCUGGGAGCUCCCAACUCAAGUUUUUGCGCGGGCUCGUGCCCCACCUCGUCCGCAUCGGCACUCCGUCCUUCCGCCGACGCCUCGUGGAGCUUGCGCCUUUCCAGGUGCUCCAGAAGGCAAAGGACCAUGUCGACACGGUACAGAAAGGGUGUCAGGACCUCCUGAACUCGAAGCGGAUGGCCAUCAAGAGCGGAGACGCGGAGGCGUUGAGGCUCAUGGGUGAGGGCAAGGACAUCUUGAGUGUGCUAUUGAAAGAGAACAUGCUCGCAGCAGAGGAAGACAGACUUCCUGAGGAAGAACUGCUCGCACAGAUCGGCACCUUCAUCGUCGCAGGCACAGACACUACCUCAAACUCGCUCUCUCGGAUUUUGCACCUGCUCAGUGAACAUUCCGGGGUACAAGAUAAGCUGCGAGCGGAGCUCGCCAACGCGCACGAGCAGUUCGGUAACAUGAUCACCUACGACGAAAUCAACAAGCUCGAGUACCUCGAUGCUGUCUGCCGCGAGACGCUGCGUCUCCACCCACCUAUCGCGUUCGCCCAAAGAGAAGCCGUCGAAGACGCUGUCCUCCCGCUCGGUGAGCCCAUCGUCGGGAAAGACGGCCAGCAAAUCACGGAGAUCCCGGUCCCAAAAGGCGAAUCCGUGCUCCUCAACCUCGCGGCGUGCAACAAGGCGAAGGCGCUCUGGGGCGAGGACGCGGAGGAGUGGAAGCCGGAGCGCUGGCUCAAGCCUCUGCCGCGUGCGGUCGAGAACGCGCGGAUCCCAGGGAUCUACUCGCACCUGAUGACGUUCCUCGCCGGGGGCUACUCGUGCAUCGGCUUCAAGUUCUCGCAGCUCGAGAUGAAGGUCGUCCUGUACAUGCUCCUUCCUGCGUUCGAAUUCAAGUGCGGCGCGACCUCCAUCUUCUGGAACUUUGGUGGCAUCGCGCACCCCACCACAGGCAAGAAGGGCGACAAGCCGCAAAUGUGGCUGGAUAUCGUCCCCGUGUCGGCGUGA